This is a messenger RNA of Perca flavescens (yellow perch), 2039 nucleotides long. Its product is annotated as prostaglandin D2 receptor 2. The record is from RefSeq and is a predicted model, not a curated record. Gene Ontology annotation, cellular component: plasma membrane. The transcript is spliced from 3 exons. Gene Ontology annotation, molecular function: G protein-coupled receptor activity; complement component C5a receptor activity. Gene Ontology annotation, biological process: phospholipase C-activating G protein-coupled receptor signaling pathway; positive regulation of cytosolic calcium ion concentration; inflammatory response. Lineage: Eukaryota; Metazoa; Chordata; Actinopteri; Perciformes; Percidae. Bases 78 to 1154 code for a protein of 358 amino acids.
UCCUUUUUUCAUUAUCUCUUGCUCCAUUUCUCCCACACACACGGCAAAUAAAGCAGCUUAUCACCUCAGUGGCCAAUAUGAAUGGGACACAGUUUACUGUCCGACCUCCAACCAGCCCAAACACCUCCACCAGCUCUUGGCAGGACGAGGCAGUCAGAGGAGUCAACAUGGCAGCUACUUUGCUCAUCUUCCUGGUGGGCGUUCCUCUAAAUGGGCUGGUGGUCUGGGCACUUGGACUGCGGCAUAAUCGUCACCUGGCGCGCAGAGGCAGCAGUGAGGAGACACGCGCUGCCAGCAGUUUCCGGAUUUAUGUCCUGAACCUGGCCCUGGCUGACCUGCUGCUGCUCCUGCGUACCCCCCUCAUGUUGGGCUACCUUGCUUACGGCUACAGCUGGCCGUUUGGUCGCGUCUUCUGCCAACUGACCAUGUUCCUGCGAGGCCUGGGGUUAUACGCCUCCGCUUUCCUCCUCUGUGCGGUGGCCCUGGAGCGAUGCCUGUGUCUGCUGAGGCCUUUGUGGGCUCGACUGCGACGCCCCUCCUGGGCUGUUCCUCUGGCCUGUGGCAUCUUAUGGCUGAUUGCCACCAUCUUGUCUGCCCCCUACCUCCACACUGCCAGCCUGAAGGAAAUUAACGGGACAUACCGGUGCCUGGAGAGUGUGACGUUUGACAUGGCGCUGUUUGUCACAGAAACAGUAGCAGGUUUCAUCUUGCCCUUGCUGGUGUUCUUAGGAAGUAACCUGGCUGUUUUGCUCACCAUUCAGCAAGCAGUACUACCCUCAACACCCACCUCCUUCACCCCUUCAACUGCUCGCCGGAUGACCAGGAUGUACCACGUGCUGUUUGUCACCAUGCUUCUCUUCCUCACCUGCUGGGUGCCAUAUUUUGUUUGUCGGUUCCUGCUGGCCUUGGCUGAGGGGCGAUCUGAAUGGGCCACGCUGAAAAAAAGAGCAUAUCUUGGCAAAUACAUAUCUCUGUACCUCGUGUACAUUAAAUGUGCUCUUAACCCGGUGCUGUACGUGUUCGCUGCCCGAGGCUUAGGCCGUGCUAUCAAAGCUUCAGUUGUCUCCACUGUUGAAAGACUUUUCAAUGACGACUCCUUAGAUUCUAUACGACGGAAGUCAAUUAAGAAUUCGCUGAAAAACUCACAGAUGUAGUAGAGAGGUCACCAACAAAUCAAAUCAUUAAUUCCUUUUGAUUUUUGAAAAAUGUCAAGUCUUAAAUAUGACUUUUGACUGGUUGGUUUCUCCAUUAGUGCAAUUGUGAGCUGUGUAAAGCAAAGUAUGUGCUUUAGGCCAACGUUUUCCAAAUGGGUCUAAAUACCACAGCAAAUGGAGAAAUAGGCGAUUAUUAUUAAUAGUAUAUUUCCCAUAUGUAGAGAUGUAAUGUUGACAGAUUUGACCAUAACUUAAGAGUGAUCUCCAAUGGAGGAUCCUUGGCUUGAAACAGUUUGAUGCCUGAAAUGCUUCUGCUGCAGCACGUUGAAGGCAGGGUCAUAAUUGGGCGUAAAAAUGAAUUCAUGAAUCAUCUUGUCUAGUUAGUUCAUGGGCAGGGAACACCUUCAUGGUAAACAAGCCAAAAGUGAACACAGAAUUAUUUCAGUGCUAGUUUCCUGGCCCCCGGGGGAACUUUACUGUAUUAUCGCAGUAUGGUCCGAGGAACGGAAAGGAAUUCUUGGCAUCUUAUCCGUAUCAACAGUGACUCAGAUCAAAUAAUCUGCUGAACUCACGCUCAAGAUGUCCAAAACAAAAGUGGUCCUCGUCUAUAUAUCUGGUACUAGUUGUAGCUAUAAAACCAAUGAAUGUAUCUAUGUCUAUGUAUCUAUCAUAACAUGCUGCGCAGAAAGUAAAUAUGUUGCACCUUCUUUAUCUCAUUAUGAACACAACUAUGUCUGACUAGACUGCACGGAUGGCUUUAUUACUUUUUUUUUUUGUUCAUGAAUGCAUGACCUGUCAUUGUUGAGGAAAGGGAUGAAACUGUAAGUAGCACUUUACGUUUAUUUUCUUUCUACUUCAAAACACGAAUAAACAAAAGUCAAUUUC